Lineus longissimus is the source of this 3895-nucleotide messenger RNA. RefSeq lists its product as uncharacterized. Gene Ontology annotation, cellular component: plasma membrane; eisosome filament. Gene Ontology annotation, biological process: eisosome assembly; endocytosis. The coding region runs from base 95 to 1078 and encodes 327 amino acids. The transcript is spliced from 9 exons. The record is from RefSeq and is a predicted model, not a curated record. Lineage: Eukaryota; Metazoa; Nemertea; Pilidiophora; Heteronemertea; Lineidae.
AGAAUGAAGUGAAAAUCUUGUCGGAAUUCGACUCACUAAUUGAUUGAAGGUCUGUAUUUUCUACCCAACCAAUACAGAGAAGAAAAACACCAAAAUGGAUAAAGCUGCAAAAGCUGUUCGAAGGAGUGGCGUCCGAUUUAUGUCCCUUGGUGGAGGCCAUGGAGAUCUCAACAUGGUGAUUUCUGAACAGAAAGAUGUGAGAAAUUCUGCGAAGGCUUUUGCUGCUGCUCAAAAUUCAGCUUGUCAGUAUAUGGUAAAAUGGGCCUCCAACGAACAGAACCGCGCAAUCCAAGAUGUCGUCAACCAGAUGAUGGAGCUGAACCUCAUCUACACAGAGGUACAGAGAGAAUUUUCAGAGCACUUGAAGGUGUUCAAGCAGAUGUUUGAGAUGGUGUUGGAAGGUGAACGGCAUGUUGAUCAAGCAAGGAAUCACUUGUCAACUUGUGAACAACGGGAAUCUAAGAUCAAGAAAGAGUUAAAAAAGGCAGCUAAGAAAGCUACCAAUGAAGAAAUUAGGUACUUAGAGAAUAAACUUGACCAGGCAGAGAGAGCAAAGGAUCUCGCCCAGCUAGAAUUGGCUGACCGGAUAAGAGAGAAUGAAGCAGUGAAGUUGAUCCGCUUCAAGGAAGGCGUCACCAAGGUCUCUGAAGCUUACAUCGAAUUAGGAAGGAAGACCAACAUCAUUCAUGAAGCUCAACGUGACAUCUCCUAUCAGCUUCCAGAUGGACAAGAAAAGGAUUUAGAGGAUAUCAAAUAUACUGGCUCAGGUGCUACUAAACAAUAUGUGAUUAAAGCGAAGGAGAAGAUUAGGCAGUGUAACCGACAAUCUCACCGACACAGACACAAUAUCUCAAAUGAUCCCAAUGAGCCCCCACCACCGUACACACCCGGUGACUUCUACAACGAGCAGCUCAGCCUCGAUCUCGAGCAGCAGGCCCCACCCCGGCCUAUCAGGCAGCUCUCCCCUCGACAACAAGUACAACUUCCACCGCCACCAUCACAAGACUUUGAUGGAAAUCGCUGGGAUAGUGACUACGAGGAUGAUAUAUCGAGCAUGUUGGGUGCUGCCAAGAUGUGAGCCAAAUCGACAUCACUGGGACUCCUUUUUAAGCAGAAUAAAACUUCUGGGGUAACCUACUCUUGCAUCGGCCCCCUGCAUGUCUCUACCUCCUCAAGCACUGCUUCAAAUUCAACACAAUUUGACUCGCACUGCAAGCACUUGGUGUAAAUGGUUUCCAAAUUUCUCUUCGCUUCACGUGAGGGCCAUGCUAAUUGGCUAUAAAGCAGGUGAAAAAUGUCUUCAGUGAUUACCAGUACUGAAUUGUGCAUUAUUCAAAGUCGUGGUUUGGGAUUUAGAAAUUAAAGUGCAGGCCUGUGCAAACACUUUGGGAUAGGGGACUCUGUUGAUAACUAACAUAUUGUGAGAUUGUGUGGUCUCCUGUCUAACUCUUUGGAAUGAGGACAUUGUAAAUUAUCUAUCCUGCAGGCGGUCUCGCCUGACAGCGAUGUAUGUGAAGGGGGUGUAUCGGGUUCAGGACUGCAAUCCCUCAUGGGGAUCCUUCCAAAAUUAAAAGGUGUCCUUCCAGAAAGGAAACACUAUUUUUCGGGAGCCUUCCAAAAUGGGGAGGUGAAAUCUAUAUUUACUCAAUUGACCCACAUUUUGUAUCACCUUUUCUCAGCCUCUGAUUUCUCUAAGUUGAUAAGGUUGACAUGGCUGAUCUGUAUUCAUACCAUGUUGAUCUCAUCAGUUUGGGUAAUGUAUUUGAUAUAUAUUUCUGUGAUGUCCACCCCUGAUCUAUCGAUGACUUAUGAUGUAUGCUAUAUUUUGAGGCAACAAAAGUUUUCACUAUAUCUGCAGAAAUAAGCCAAGCAUUUCCAUAAUUGAAUGAUAAUUUACGAGCCUCGUAACACAUAAAAGAUCACUGCUAGAUCAGGCUGGUGAGGACCACUCCAUGUUAGAUAUUGUGAUGCAGUCAGACUGCUGCUGUCAUGGAAAAUAUAACUCAGGACUCGGGCAUCUCAGUAACUUGAUCUUCUCUGGCCUUGGUCUUAUUCUAGUAUAAUGGAAACAACUAUGUGGGUUCCAAAAUCAUUGUAAGGUUUCUUCGCCGCCUUGGCUUUUGAACCUGUAGUGUUCGUGGAAACCAAUCCAGUGGUAAAUUAAUGAAUGGGAAAUGUUGGACUAAAUUCAGGAUUAAAGUCAGAGAAGAACAAUUAAAGAAUGUAUUGUUCAACCUUUUGAUGGCAUGAAAGUACCCUGUUUUAUCGCAUUUGUGGUAUUUUUUGCCUCCUUAGUGUGUGUUGCUUUAGAAUGGUACUCUCAGAAAGCAUGUCUUUGAAUAUGUUGAAGUCUAACUCUAAAACUCAAAAAUGAAAAUGUACUUUUUGAGCUUUUCAUCGCGACGAAAAUGGUAGUGCUUCCGGCUCCAAGGGAAUAUGCCUUGUUUGCUACAUACAGUACCCAUGGCAAACAGGGACAUUCUUGUAAUGUCUUUUCAACAUCUUGUUAGAUCGAAAGAGAUGCAUAGUGGUUAUCGCCAGGUUUUCCUUGUAUAGUCAGGGAUUGGGGAUAUUUAGAAUGAGGGGGUUUGGGUAAUUGAACUUUACAUUUUAUCAUUUUACCCAGUCAGACCAAUGAUUAUUUACAUGUAUCUGUUUAUUGACAUGGAUAUGAGGUACAUUGCUUGUUCUGACGAAACAAACCAGUUACAAUAAUUAAAGUCAAAUAUUUGUCUCCUAUAUAAAGCAUUGUUGGCUGAAUCCAUCUCAUCAUGUUGCUGGAAGAUCAUUCCUCCUGGUGAACUUUACUGGGUGUAUGUUUCUUCUAGUUGAUAACAGCAGUUAUGUAUUUAGAUUUCAAGUUUAUGCAAUAAUUUUCUAUAUGCAUAGUAUUAGAAGAUAGAAUCGUGCUCGACUCCAAAUAACAUUGGAGCCCAAAUGUGGGAAAAGUGUUCCAGUUUUAACAUGUAAAAAGAAAUUGCGGUGCAUUUUAGAUAGGUGACAGUACAGCUUUGAUUUUGAAACUUCCUGUGUAUCAUAAUGCAUGAGGCAUUGUCACAAAUACACCCAUUAUCUUAUUAAAAUGAAUAAAAAUCUUAUAUAGUGGAGCUAUGAAAACAGCUGAGGGCAUUUGCAGCCGCGUAGUGUUUUUCCAACAUUUCUGGGACACUCUGUAUAAGCUGUUGUUCGUGUGAAUCUGAUCUUUCCUUUCAUUCAUGGACUGGCUCAUCAAGUUGAAAACUUUUUACUUGAAUUUGAAAGUUGCCAAUCGCGGGAAUAUAUACUGAAUAUAAAUUUCGAUAUUGCCGUUCUGUAGAGAGAUAUACAAAUACUAUAGAUACCUAGUUUCAGCAAAUUUGCAAUCAUGAUAAAUGAUUACAGCAUUGUGUAUAACUGCAUUUCUUGUAGAUUUAUUGUUAACAUGCCCUCGGCUUGUGCUCCAGUGAAGGUUGUUGGAAUUGAUUGCGGAUAACAGCGUUUUGUGCCAGGUAUAUCCUAAUUAAUGGAACAAAUGCGGAAGAGCCAUGUUGGAUUUAUAUACGGUAAUGUGAAAUAAGGUUGGGGGAGAAGGACGUGAUAAGUUAUUGGUAAAAUUUCUAUUAUUUUUAUGUCAUUUUCUCUCCGCUUUCCCAGAGGUUGCUCCGCUUUUUCCCUACCAAUCACAUACAAAAUGUGAGACACUCUUGACUGAAACCAUGUCCUCCAUAUCUAAUUUGCUUGUUACUUGAUUGGAAUUCAAACAAGUGCUGGUUUCAAGAAGAUUGGCUUGUACUCAGAAUGCGCAUCCAUCUGAUAACUGUAAACCCAUUUAUUGAUAAAUGAUAUAUGUAUACGUGAACUGUAAUCGAAAAUGAAAAUAAAUUAUAAAGAUUUUACAAUGUAAAGAAAAUACUGU